Molecule: messenger RNA, 3717 nt
Organism: Haliaeetus leucocephalus (bald eagle)
Lineage: Eukaryota; Metazoa; Chordata; Aves; Accipitriformes; Accipitridae
Gene: WDR62
Product: WD repeat domain 62
Exons: 24
Coding region: 1-3507 (1168 amino acids)
Biological process (GO): regulation of mitotic cell cycle; neurogenesis; mitotic spindle organization
Cellular component (GO): mitotic spindle
Molecular function (GO): protein binding
Source: RefSeq, a predicted model, not a curated record
AUGGCCGUCGCCGUAGCAACGCUUGGCCCUUUCGAGGCGGCGCAUGCCCCCAUGCCCGGGGGUCCCACUCCUCCUCUCCCCCAGGUGACACUGGAGAAGGUGCUGGGAAUCACCGCCCAGACCAGCAGCAGCUUGGCCUGCGACCCAACCACAGGGCUGCUCGCCUACCCCGCCGGGUGUGUUGUCGUCAUCCUGAAUCCCUGGGAGAACACGCAGAGACACAUCCUGAACACCUCCAGGAAAACCUUGAGUGCAUUGGCCUUCUCACCUGACGGGAAGCUCAUUGUCACUGGAGAGAACGGGCACCGACCAGCCGUCCGUGUGUGGGAUGUGGAGGAACGGGCGCAGGUCUUGGCGUUGCAUGGUCACAAGCACGGUGUGGCUUGUGUUGCCUUCUCCCCCAGCGCCAAGUACCUGGUGUCGGUGGGGUACCCCCACGACAUGGUGGUCAACGUUUGGGACUGGAAGAAGGAUUCCCUGGUCGCAUCAAACAAGGUGUCCUGCAAAGUGACGGCUGUGUCCUUCUCUGAGGACAGCUACUUCGUCACCGUGGGGCACCGCCACGUCAAGUUCUGGUUCCUGGACUCGUCAAGGGAGCUGAAGAUCAAUGAGACGGUGCCACUGGUGGGACGCUCGGGGCUGCUGGGAGAGCUUCAUGACAACGUCUUCUGCGGCGUUGCCUGCGGCCGAGGGCAGAUGUUGGGCAGCACCUUCUGCAUUUCCUCCUCGGGGCUGCUCUGCCAGUUCAACAAGAAGCGGGUGCUGGAGAAAUGGAUCGUUCUGAAGGUGCCGCUGGCAAACUGCCUCUGCCUUGGUGAGGAGCUGAUAUUUUGCGGCUGCGCCAAUGGCACCGUGAGGAUCUUCCAGGCUCGUGACAUGCGCUACCUGAGCGAUCUCCCCAAACCUCAUCCCCUGGGUGUGGAUGUCACCCAGGCCCCCCCACUGAGGCAGCCAGACCUGGUCUACCCUGACACCAUUGCCUUGGCCUACGACGCCUGCAACCGCUGGCUGUCCUGUGUCUACAAGGACCACAGCAUCUACAUCUGGGAUGUUGGGGACCUGCAGAACGUCAGGAAGGUGUGGUCAGAUCUUUUCCACAGCUCCUUCGUCUGGACCGUUGAGGUGUACCCCGAAUUUGAGGAGCGGAGAUCCUGUCUGCCUCCUGGCUCCUUCCUGACGUGUUCCUCGGACAACACCAUCCGCGCCUGGACCUUGGAAAGCAGCUCUGUGCGCCCCAUCCAGGGCAGCACCUACAGCACGACCCUGCUGAACAUCAUCUAUGUGGACAACAACACACAGCACCUCCAGGACUCCUCCACCGCGCCCGACCGAAGCGAGAAUGUGGGUCACCUUGAUGUCAAGUCUGGGGUGCGGGUGAUGCAGGUCAGCCCUGAUGGGGAGCAUUUGGCAUCGGGGGACAGAGGAGGAACCCUCAGGAUACACGAGCUGCAGUUCAUGCAGCAGGUGGCUAAAGUGGAAGCUCACGAUUCAGAAGUUCUCUGCCUGGAGUAUUCAAAACCGGAGACCGGAGCAGCACUGCUGGCUUCGGCAAGCAGAGACAGGCUGAUCCACGUCUUGAAUGUAGACAAGAACUACAAGCUGGAGCAAACCCUGGAUGAUCACUCCUCCGCGAUAACGUCGGUCAAAUUUGCUGGCAACGGGGACAUUCAGCUGAUAAGCUGCGGUGCUGAUAAAAGCAUUUAUUUCCGCAAUGCUCAAAAGCUCCCGGAUGGCUUCAAUUUCCUUAGGACGCAUCACGUCGCUGAGAAAACCACACUGUACGACAUGGACAUUGAUAUCACGCAGAAAUACGUUGCCGUUGCCUGCCAGGACAGAAAUGUCAGGGUGUACAGCACAGCCAGCGGGAAGCUGAAGUGCUGCUACAAGGGCUCGCAAGGUGAUGACGGCUCCUUGUUGAAGGUACAGCUGGAUCCCUCCGGCACCUUCCUGGCGACGAGCUGCUCUGACAAGAGCAUCGCCCUCAUUGACUUCCACUCUGGGGAAUGCAUGGCAAAAAUGUUCGGCCAUUCAGAAAUAGUCACAGGGAUGCAGUUCACAUAUGACUGCAGGCACCUCAUCACUGUCUCAGGAGACAGCUGCAUCUUUAUUUGGCACCUGGACCUGGAAAUCACCAGCAGCAUGAAGCAACACUUGCUGGAGCUUGACCUGCUGCAGCCGAAGCAGGCGAAGGAGACCAGUCCGCUGGCGCAGUUCAGAUGGGAGACCCACAUCAGGAUCCCCGAUGGGAUGGCAGCCACUGGUGCCGGAAGAGCUUCCAACGAAGACCCCAAGGAGGAGCAAGACGAGGCCUCAUCCCUGCGGACCCCCUGCAAGGAGGACUCGGAGCUGCGUGCGUUUCCCCCUCCAGCUCCAGCCUGCAUCCUAACCAACAGCAGGCUGCCCAUGUGGGCAAAAAGGCUGCUGGGAGAGGUGGAGGAUGGGGACGGAGUGGCUGCCAGCCUGCGGGGAAGCUACCGGCCACAGGGGCGAUGGGCAGAGCGUGCUGAGAGGGUUCCCAUCAAGACCUUGCCAGAGAUGGAUCUCCCUGACUUCACCCCCAUCAAACUCCACCUCAAGAGUGACAAGGAACAUGAGCCUGGCAGCCUGGAGCAGCUGCUUUCAAAGGUCAGUUGUGGGGCCAGAUCCUGCACCCUGCAUCAGGCCUUGCCAGACUCUGGUUUUAACCGUUUCUGGAGACCCGCUGGCUGCCAGUGGCCAUCUUUCUGGGAAAAAUCCAGCUACAGACAUCAGCUCCCUGUCUCCAGCAGGCAAAGAGCUCUCCCAGCGACCUCACUGAGGACUUGCUCUCCGAGGUCUUCUCAGAUGAGGAAACCCAAAAAGCUUGAGGGGGUGGCUUUACAUCAGAAUAAAAACUGCCUGGUGCUAACGUCCGUCAUGGUGGCUUUCCCUUCUGGCUCUAUUCUGGCAGACGAGGACUCGUCGGGCUCUGACAGGGAGGUGGAGGAGCCAGAGGAGAACCUGCCGCAGUGCAGCUCCCUGCCCCAGACCCCCGAGCAGGAGAAAUACCUCAAGCAGCACUUUGAGACGUUGGCAGACACUGAAGAGAAGUUUGACGGCUCCUUAAAGGAUUUGAAACCUCCCAAACCUGAGGAUGAGGAAAAAAACUUGUUCUUGAACCCACGCUUGACCAUUUCAGCCCGGUUCCUCUCACGCUGCCGGAAGAGCAGGUGGGCAGUGGGUGCUGCUUCUGUCCAUCUGUCUGUCCAGUGGGGAAUCGGUUUCCCACUCCCAACUCCUCUUGUCCCGCAGGCUGGCGGCCACCUUCCCCCUGCAGGCAUGGCCCCGGUCGCACAGCCCUGCCCGUGCCCAGGAGCCAGUCAGGGACCAGUCAAAAACAUCCCAGGAGCUCCAACAAUCGGAGGCGAGUCAUUUUUUUUGCCUAAGGGAGGGGGAAAUCUGUGGAAGAAACAUGCAGAAAAAGGCAUUUUCCUUCCUCGGGCCGGGCUCAGCGGCACUUCCAUCAACUUUUUAGAAACUGCUGGAUGAAAAAGCUUUGGGAACGGGACAGGAAACAGGCUCCAACACCGGAAAACCCACAGGUGUGUGUUUGAAGACAAAGGGGGGCUUCCUUCACCCCAAAACCACCUCCCAGAUUGGGAUGAGGUGGGUUUUUGUUGUCCCCUCCCAAAGCAGAGGGGGCACAAGGCUAAUGGCAGCCGUGGUGCCCACAGGAUCCCACUUCUGGGUCAAGACCUU